AUAAACGAAAGCAUGGCGCCCAAGUAGAACAUUCCACCAGCGCCCGACAGCAAGCCAACAAGCUCCAGCUCCUGUUUCUCUCUCAAUCUAUUUCCACUUCGAAGCCGAUAGACCCGACCGCGCCGCGCAUCCGGGAUGACGGAGCAGAAGAACCAGGUGACGCGCGCUGCUCCGGAGCAGAGCAACGACUACCGGGUGGUGGUCUUCGGAGCCGGCGGCGUGGGCAAGAGCUCGCUGGUGCUGCGCUUCAUCAAGGGCACCUUCCGCGAGAGCUACAUCCCGACCAUCGAGGACACCUACAGACAGGUCAUCAGCUGCAACAAGAACAUCUGCACGCUGCAGAUCACGGACACCACGGGAUCCCACCAGUUCCCGGCCAUGCAGAGGCUGUCCAUCUCGAAGGGACACGCCUUCAUCCUGGUCUACUCGGUGUGCUCCAAGCAGAGCUUGGAGGAGCUGCGACCCAUCUGGGCGCUCAUCAAGGAGCUGAAGGGAGCUGACAUCCCGAACAUCCCCGUCAUGUUGGUGGGCAACAAGUGUGAUGAGACAGCCGAGUUGCGAGAGGUCUCCCAAGCAGAGGGCCAGGCGCAGGCGACCACCUGGAGCAUAUCCUUCAUGGAGACGUCGGCCAAGACGAACCACAACGUGACCGAGCUGUUCCAGGAGCUGCUCAACAUGGAGAAGACGCGCACCGUCUCCCUGCAACUGGACACCAAGAAGCAGAAGAAGCAGAAGAAGGAGAAGAAGUCCAAGGACACAAACGGCUCGAUUCCGGAGAACGGCGACGCGGGGGCCAGUGCCAGCGGCGGGGCCAAGGAGAAGUGUCGCGUUAUGUAAGCAUCGGAUGGCGAGAUGGCAAAGGCAUGUGACCCGGGUCAGAUUGCGUCGAGCUGAAGUGAACGGAGACGGUGACAGACAAAUACUCGCCUUGGGGCAGCAGCGUGGGGUGGGUGGCGGUGGGGUCGCCU
Drosophila biarmipes is the source of this 968-nucleotide messenger RNA. RefSeq names its product GTP-binding protein Di-Ras2. The record is from RefSeq and is a predicted model, not a curated record. Gene Ontology annotation, biological process: signal transduction. Lineage: Eukaryota; Metazoa; Arthropoda; Insecta; Diptera; Drosophilidae. The coding region runs from base 136 to 837 and encodes 233 amino acids. Gene Ontology annotation, molecular function: GTPase activity; GTP binding; GDP binding. The transcript has 4 exons. Gene Ontology annotation, cellular component: plasma membrane.